Cheilinus undulatus (humphead wrasse) is the source of this 1411-nucleotide messenger RNA. Its product is annotated as fibulin-7-like. The record is from RefSeq and is a predicted model, not a curated record. The transcript is spliced from 7 exons. Lineage: Eukaryota; Metazoa; Chordata; Actinopteri; Labriformes; Labridae. Gene Ontology annotation, molecular function: calcium ion binding. The coding region runs from base 1 to 1344 and encodes 447 amino acids.
AUGGAGCUUGUGUUCAGGAUGAAGAUGGUCUGGGUUCUGAUAUCCAUGCUGGGUCUACAUUACCUGACCUUUACGUCUGCUCAGCUUCAGACUUUAUCCUCUUACUUACUGCCCUCUUCCCCUCUACAGGAGUGUCCCUCCAUCGCUGACUUGCUGAACUCCCUGCGUCAGGUGGAGAAGAUGUUGGCAGUCCAUGAGGCAUCCUACCAGCAAGGUCUUCGCUCCCUGAAGAAGAAGAUGAGCGCCCUGCACAACAGCACCAUGGCCAUCUUCAAGAGUGGAGCUACGUGUCCCAAACCAGAGCCCCCUCCUUAUGGCCGCAGACUUGGCCGGGUGUUUGGCGUCGGACAUGAGGUCCACUUCCUGUGCAAGCCUGGCUAUGAGCUGAUUGGUCCACGGACCCGAGUCUGUCUGGAUUCUCUGAGGUGGAGCGGGCAGCAGCCAAUGUGCCGACGUCUUAAUGAAACAGGAAACACCCUCGCCUCCUUCUCCCCUGCUGCUCCUUCCUCCUCCUUUUCAGGCUCUGCUGCUCUCUCAGCCUCCUCCUCUUUAUCUUCUUCACCUCCUUCUUACUCCUCUUUAUCUCCUACCACCUCCUCCCCCUCCGCCUCGGUCCGUCCGUCUCACUGCACUCACUUCCUGGGUUCAACCCGCUGCACCUGCGACGUUGGAUUCACCAUCUCAGGCCGGGACAACAACAUCUGCACAGACAUCGAUGAGUGUCGACUCUUUCCUCUGAGUCAGCCUGGUCAGCUCUGCGCCCAUCAGUGCGUCAACACUCCCGGAAGCUUCCACUGCUUCUGUCCUCCAGGGUAUAACCUCGCCAGAGACGGCCACAGCUGCACAGACAUCGACGAGUGUGAAAACAUAAUGCACGACUGCACAGCAGAGCAGGUGUGUGUGAACACCUACGGAGGCUUCCAGUGCGUGUCUGUAGAGUGCCCCCUUAUGAGAAACGCCACGUACAUCAAGACGUCACCAAUGCGCUGUGAGAGGAACCCGUGCAUGCUGGGAGACAAAGAUUGCACCCAGGCUCCCAGCUCCAUCUCCUUCCACUUCCUCUCCAUCGUGUCCAACAUGUCGGCCCCCCGCGUCCUCUUCAGGGUGUCGGCGGCUCGCGUCUUGGGCGACACCCUGAGAUUCGGCCUGGCUGGGGGUCGUGGGCGAGGUCAUUUCAGCGUGCAGCGCUCUGGGCGUCAGACAGGCACCCUCCUCCUGGUUCAGCCAAUCAAAGGUCCGGCCAUGCUAGAGGCCGAGGUGGAGAUGAGCGAGCUGGAGCGGAACUCUUUACUGGGACGCUACCUCACCAAGGUCACGCUGUUUGUGUCACCGUAUGAGUUUUAAGGAGAGGACCGAUGGCUUCAUGGAGGUUCGACUCUGGUUGGCCAGUUUUUGAGUUAUUUCUACUCCA